AUGAUAAGUCUAACUCUAAAAUGGUGGGAAAUCGAGUGCAGCGCUCGCUUGUCUGCGGUUUUGAGUUUCGGCGCCCACUUCUCCAGCUGGUUUGGCGCCCUCACCGAGCGGCGCUCAACUUGCCGCCUCUCGAAAUUGGCCCAACGCCUUGGUCAGAUGGAGGAACAACAGAAAUCUCCACCACAGUCGGAAUCAGAAAAGCCCUCUACGGUGUACUGCCCCCCGUCAUCUCCGACACCGAUUUGUCCUAUUCUGGCUGUUGUCUCUUAUUCCAAGCCGUCGACGGUUAGACACAGUCAGCGAGGUGGUCGACCUAUGGACCCAUGGUCGGUUAGCGAGCUGUCAUUCUUCAGGGGUAUAUUGGAGGUGCUGAUAUUACCCGUUCAAUCACAUCCUAUCGCUAUACCAACCACGGACCCAGCUACGGGCCCAACUCGCGCUUCUUCUACACACGCAACUCUAACAGCUCCUUGA
This is a messenger RNA of Ilyonectria robusta, 474 nucleotides long. RefSeq lists its product as uncharacterized. NCBI's taxonomy places the organism in Eukaryota, Fungi, Ascomycota, Sordariomycetes, Hypocreales, Nectriaceae. The record is from RefSeq and is a predicted model, not a curated record. The transcript is spliced from 2 exons. Bases 1 to 474 code for a protein of 157 amino acids.